AUGAAAGGAAAACAUAAAGGUGUGCAGGAAAGAUUACUCGAGAUCAAUCCAAGAGCUUUCUACACACCAUGUGCUUGUCAUAGUCUUAAUCUCAUACUUUCAGAUAUGGCCAAGUCUUGUCCUAAAGCAAGUUCUUUUUUUGGAUCCAUACAACGUAUUUAUACACUUUUUUCAGCUUCAACCAACCGGUGGGAUGUAUUUAAAGAGGAGAUUGGAAAGAAGGGAUGGACACUUAAACCGUUUUCAGAUACACGGUGGGAAAGCCGUGUCGCAAGUGUCAAAGCAAUAAGAUACCAAGCUCCAAAAAUUCUAAAUGCUUUAGAGAGAUUGCGAGAUUCAUCCCCUAUCUCUCAAGAAGUCAGCACUGCCGACAACUUAGUAAGUUUGGACUUGCAUAAUUUUGAAUUUUAUCUUAGCUUGACUAUCUGGUAUAGACUUCUGUUUGCUGUUAAUACUGUGAGUAAGUCAUUGCAAUCUAAAGAUAUGGACAUCGGUGUUGCUAUACAACAAAUGAAAGGCCUUAUUGAGUUUUUUAAAGACUUUAGAGUAAAUGGGUUUCAAAAGGCAAUGGAUGAAGCUAAGGAGAUUUCAAGAGCGAUGGGAACUGAACCUAUAUUUCGUGAAGUUCGUAACACCCGUACUACCGAACCAACAUCAGGUGAGGAUUUUUUUAGAAAAAAUUACUUCUUAUAUAUAGUAGAUAGUGCUAUGUCUUCAUUCCGAACCAGAUUUGAACAAUUUCAAAUGUACGAAGAAAUAUUUGGGUUUUUGUAUUACUUGAAAAAGUUGAAAUAUAUGAGUGAGGAUGAAUUGAUGAGUGCAUGUGUUGCAUUUGAAGCUUAUUUGAAGCAUGGUGGAUCUAGUGAUAUUGAUGGCAGGGAAUUAUGUAUGAAACUAAUCGUCAUGCGAAUUGUACUACCUAGUUCGUGUAGUAAGCCAAUCGAUGUCUUACAAUUUUUACUAAGAAUGGGUGGUUGUUACCCUAAUGCAUGGAUUGCUUAUAGGAUAUUGCUUACGAUUCCAGUCACAGUCGCCUCCGCGGAAAGAAGUUUUUCUAAGCUAAAGUUGAUUUUCUCGUAUCUUCGAUCAACUAUGUCGCAGGAAAGACUAGUAGGAUUAUCUAUGUUAGCAAUUGAAAAUGACAUGGCUAUGCAAGUUGAUUUUAAAAUUGUACUUUCUGAUUUCGCAUCCAGGAAUGUAAGAAGGGUCAUUUUCGAAUAG
Messenger RNA from Papaver somniferum (opium poppy), 1221 nucleotides. RefSeq lists its product as uncharacterized. Lineage: Eukaryota; Viridiplantae; Streptophyta; Magnoliopsida; Ranunculales; Papaveraceae. The transcript has a single exon. The record is from RefSeq and is a predicted model, not a curated record. The coding region runs from base 1 to 1221 and encodes 406 amino acids. Gene Ontology annotation, molecular function: protein dimerization activity.